AACUCUCCUCCAAACCUCUUGGCACCAAAACCAGAACGCACUUUUCACCCUAACCCACUUCACCACCCAUUUUCUCUCUCUCUCUCUCUCUCUCUCUCUCUCACACACACACACACACAAACUCCUCAAAGAUAUCAAGCAUUCAAAGUUUCAGACCAGGGUUUCUUAAUGCCUGUGAAAUUCGACAACAUAGACCUCAAUUCCGACGUCGUUCAACAGAACGACGAGGUCAACAAAUCUGAAUCAACGGUUAGAGCCGCCGUUUCAGCUGCCCAAACCCUAACGGACUGUCCGUUGGGUUUGGUUAAGGGUUUAGGGUAUGUAGAUAGAGUGAUCAAUACGGAGGCAGAAAUGAGAGAUUUAGAUAGAGAUAAUGAUGCGAAAAUGGAUGUUACGUCGGGCCAAGGUGAAAUUGAGGUAGAUGAUGAUAAGGUUGGUUCGGAUUUGAAGGGUGAUGUUCCGAAUAGUGAUGUAUGUGGUGGGGAUUCAUUGUGUUCUGAUAAAAAUGAAGCUGUUGAGAAGAAUUUUAGUGCAUUUUCGGGGGAAUCAAUUGUAGAUAGAAGUGGAGAGGGUAGUUCUGCUAUAGACGAGGUAGGAGGGAAAGUUUAUAAAGUAGUGGUAUCGCAUUGCGGAGGGGGAGGAGAGGAUCGGAGUGCUGGUUUGCAGCCUGUUGAGGAGAAAUUGAGCAUGGGAACUGAUGUUGCAGUGAAUUUGGACCUAGCUUCUGGGUCUUUGCUUGAUGAUUGUAUACCUGAUUAUUCUAUGUGUUCAGAAUCGGCUGGUCAGCAACUUGAUGGAAGUUCGCAGUUGAUAAUGGAAGAUGGGGACUUGAAGUCUGGUAGCGGGAUAGACAAUGAGGGAAUUGAGGUUAAAGGUGACAUGGGUAUGCUGGCUCAUUUAUCGGAUGAUAAAGUUCCUCAUGUUAAUGCUUAUGGGUCUUCGCUUGAUGAGUGUAAACCUGAUUCUUUUAUGGGUUCAGAAUGGGUUGGUCAACAAGUGGCUGGAAGUUUGCAUUUGAUAACAGCAGAUGGGGAUUUGAAAUCUGGUAGCGGGAUAGACAGUGAAGGAACUGAGGUUAAAGGUGACAUGGGUUUAUUGCCUUGUUCAUCGGAUACAGCUCCCCAUAUUAAUGGGUUUGGUUCAAAUGGAAACCAAGGUGUAGUAAUUACAGUACAGAUGGAGGAUAUUCAACAGCCACAAGACAUCGAGAAGAAAAUUGUUAAACAGGCAGCUUUGAAACUGGAGUCUCAAGUGAAAGAGUGCUGGACUGAAAAAGGUGAAUUUCAUGCGUCUGAUCUGGUAUGGGGUAAAGUAAGGAGCCAUCCGUGGUGGCCUGGGCAGAUCUUUGAUCCUUAUGAUGCAUCAGAAAAGGCAAGGAAAUAUUGCAAGAAGGAUGGGUUUUUGAUAGCAUAUUUCGGGGACCAGACAUUUGCUUGGAACGAAGCAUCACGGAUAAAGCCAUUUGAAACACAUUUCUCUCGAAUGGUGAAGCAGAGCAAUUCGGAAGCUUUUUGUCAUGCUGUGGAUUGUGCUUUGGAAGAGGUUUCGAGACGGGUGGAGUUUGGGCUUGCUUGUUCAUGUUUGCCAGAGGAGGUAUAUGAUAGGAUCAAAACGCAAAUUAUUGUUAAUGCUGGUAUUCGUGAAGAAUCAAGUAGAAGAGAUGGCAGGGAUGAAUAUUCAAGCAUGGAUUCCUUUAUGCAUGUGAACCUUGUCCAAUAUUUGAAAGCUUUAGCACAAUCUCCAUAUGGUGGAACUCACAGAUUGGAAUUUGUCAUAGCACAAGCCCAGUUGUUGGCCUUCAAUCGUUGGAAGGGUUUUGAACAGCUGCCUGAGUUCAAAAUGCUUGGUGGGUUGUUGGAGGAUGGUGCUGACAUUCCUGUAACAGGGGAGGAGAAGUAUUCUGAGGUAGUGACUGAGGAUGCAAUUCGUGUUCCCAUGGGCAAUGAGCAAGUUCCGUUGGGAAAAGGAAAGUUGGUUAUUCAAGAUACUCCUUGUUGGAAGCGUAAGGAAAUCUCUGGUGAUGGUGUGACUCUGCCGAAAAAAAAAGAGAGACGCGUGUCUGACUUGAUGUCUAGGAGCCACUCACACGGCAUGGGUUUCUUAAUGCCUGUGAAAUUCGACAACAUAGACCUCAACUCCGACGUCGUUCAACAGAACGACGAGGUCAACAAAUCUGAAUCAACGGUUAGAGCCGCCGUUUCAGCUGCCCAAACCCUAACGGACUGCCCGUUGGGUUUGGUUAAGGGUUUAGGGUAUGUAGAUAGAGUGAUCAGUACGGAGGCAGAAAUGAGAGAUUUAGAUAGAGAUAAUGAUGCGAAAAUGGAUGUUACGUCGGGCCAAGGUGAAAUUGAGGUAGAUGAUGAUAAGGUUGGUUCGGAUUUGAAGGGUGAUGUUCCGAAUAGUGAUGUAUGUGGUGGGGAUUCAUUGUGUUCUGAUAAAAAUGAAGCUGUUGAGAAGAAUUUUAGUGCAUUUUCGGGGGAAUCAAUUGUAGAUAGAAGUGGAGAGGGUAGUUCUGCUAUAGACGAGGUAGGAGGGAAAGUUUAUAAAGUAGUGGUAUCGCAUUGCGGAGGGGGAGGAGAGGAUCGGAGUGCUGGUUUGCAGCCUGUUGAGGAGAAAUUGAGCAUGGGAACUGAUGUUGCAGUGAAUUUGGACCUAGCUUCUGGGUCUUUGCUUGAUGAUUGUAUACCUGAUUAUUCUAUGUGUUCAGAAUCGGCUGGUCAGCAACUUGAUGGAAGUUCGCAGUUGAUAAUGGAAGAUGGGGACUUGAAGUCUGGUAGCGGGAUAGACAAUGAGGGAAUUGAGGUUAAAGGUGACAUGGGUAUGCUGGCUCAUUUAUCGGAUGAUAAAGUUCCUCAUGUUAAUGCUUAUGGGUCUUCGCUUGAUGAGUGUAAACCUGAUUCUUUUAUGGGUUCAGAAUGGGUUGGUCAACAAGUGGCUGGAAGUUUGCAUUUGAUAACAGCAGAUGGGGAUUUGAAAUCUGGUAGCAGGAUAGACAGUGAAGGAACCGAGGUUAAAGGUGACAUGGGUUUAUUGCCUUGUUCAUCGGAUACAGCUCCCCAUAUUAAUGGGUUUGGUUCAAAUGGAAACCAAGGUGUAGUAAUUACAGCACAGAUGGAGGAUAUUCAACAGCCACAAGACAUCGAGAAGAAAAUUGUUAAACAGGCAGCUUUGAAACUGGAGUCUCAAGUGAAAGAGUGCUGGACUGAAAAAGGUGAAUUUCAUGCGUCUGAUCUGGUAUGGGGUAAAGUAAGGAGCCAUCCGUGGUGGCCUGGGCAGAUCUUUGAUCCUUAUGAUGCAUCAGAAAAGGCAAGGAAAUAUUGCAAGAAGGAUGGGUUUUUGAUAGCAUAUUUCGGGGACCAGACAUUUGCUUGGAACGAAGCAUCACGGAUAAAGCCAUUUGAAACACAUUUCUCUCGAAUGGUGAAGCAGAGCAAUUCGGAAGCUUUUUGUCAUGCUGUGGAUUGUGCUUUGGAAGAGGUUUCGAGACGGGUGGAGUUUGGGCUUGCUUGUUCAUGUUUGCCAGAGGAGGUAUAUGAUAGGAUCAAAACGCAAAUUAUUGUUAAUGCUGGUAUUCGUGAAGAAUCAAGUAGAAGAGAUGGCAGGGAUGAAUAUUCAAGCAUGGAUUCCUUUAUGCAUGUGAACCUUGCCCAAUAUUUGAAAGCUUUAGCACAAUCUCCAUAUGGUGGAACUCACAGAUUGGAAUUUGUCAUAGCACAAGCCCAGUUGUUGGCCUUCAAUCGUUGGAAGGGUUUUGAACAGCUGCCUGAGUUCAAAAUGCUUGGUGGGUUGUUGGAGGAUGGUGCUGACAUUCCUGUAACAGGGGAGGAAAAGUAUUCUGAGGUAGUGACUGAGGAUGCAAUUCGUGUUCCCAUGGGCAAUGAGCAAGUUCCGUUGGGAAAAGGAAAGUUGGUUAUUCAAGAUACUCCUUAUUGGAAGCGUAAGGAAAUCUCUGGUGAUGGUGUGACUCUGCCGAAAAAAAAAGAGAGACGCGUGUCUGACUUGAUGUCUAGGAGCCACUCAAAAUUUUCAAAAGGCGAUACUGAAUCCGAGGGGAAAGCUGGCAGGAAGUUGACUUCUUUGUCUUCUAUUAAGAAACGUAAGGCUGGUGAUUCAGAAUCUGAUGACUCAACGGUGAAAAAUAGGAAAACUUCUCUGUCACCAAUGACAAAAAAGCAGUUUUUUAGAGUUGGAGAAAGCAUACGUAAGGUUGCAUGCCAACUAGCUGUGUCAACUCCAAUUCUCAAGGAUAAUUCUAAAAAAACUGUAGGUGAAAAUGGAAGAAACAAAAGAUCUUCCAGGACUAGUUCUGAGAAAUCCAAAAGAAAAGAGGCCAUUCAAGUGGAGUACCCUCCUCCGGAUGAGAUGCUCUCACAACUCUCUGUGUCUGCCAGAGAUCCAAUGAAAAACAACUUGUUGCUUUCUAGUGUAAGUUUUUUCUCCAAUUUCAGGAAUUCAUUGUGCCUAGAGAAUUCCAUUUCACAAGAACACAAAAAAUCAACCGAGAAAGUGUCUGGCAAGCAUAUUAGGAAAAAAUUAUCUAAAUCGGAAACUACAGAAAUGUCUGGGGUUGAGGUUAUGGAAGACUCUUAUUGGACUGACAUGAUUGUUCAAAGCAACACCGAAGAAGAGCAAGUACUAUUUGAACCUGAGGUCCCAAACAAAACGAGUUCCCCCACUGUUGAACCAGAAGCAGCUCUUGAGUUAGGUAUACAAUUGGAUUCUAAACAUGAAACUGCUGUUGUGGGUUGUCAAUUGGAGGGAAAAUCAGCAGGUGACAUGGAUGAGAAAUGCGAGGAAGAGGAGACUCCAACCACACUAAUUCUGAACUUCACUGACUUGGAGUCUGUUCCUUCCGAAUCAAUUCUUAAUGAGAUAUUCAGCCGCUAUGGACCUUUAAAUGAAUCAGUCACCGAGGUCAUGAAGAAGAGCAAACGUGCUAAAGUGGUCUUCAAGAGGCGUUCUGAUGCUGAAACAGCUUUCAGCAGUACUGGAAAAUUCAGCAUUUUUGGGCCUUCACUAGUCAGUUACCGCCUUAAUUACUCAUCUUCUACACCGCGUAAAACUUCUACUUCUGCAACAAAGCGAGGCAGAAAGGGUGCAACAUCUGUGGAAUGAAAUGCUGCUUGAUAAUUGAUGCAGAUCAAUUUAGGUGUUCACAUGACACAUUGGUACUGCACUUCAUUUCGAUGUUCGUCUUUUUAGGAAACCCAUUGCCCCCUUGGGUACAUAUUUGUUACUGGACAAUUGCAUGCAAAUAGGUAGGAUGGAGCAUUCAACUUAGUUAUCCAUUUAGGCAUCCUUAGAAUCCUGACUCAUCAAUAUUUUCUAACCAUGUUUAUUCAUCUUGAUUUCACUGUAAAGAAGAGUUUUGAGUUUUUUAGUUGUUUCUGUGCGUUUUGUAAAUGUUUUUCUGCCUUGAGGAUUUUAUAGACCAUUAGAGUGAGAACUUCAGAAGCUUGGAUUGCUUUCUUUCUAAAUGGUGUCCUAUGAUGAAAUGUUUAGGUAGUCUGGUACAAAGUAGUUGGGCUGGAGAUGGAUUUAUUUCAAAUUUGGUACCUGCCUUGCAGUUGCUUGGUGAAUGGAGUGCUUUACUAAGAAAUAAGACCGGCGGAAUAUUUAGUUUCUUGAUUAACGUUUCAUUUAUGACCAGACUGCUUUGUGACAAUGAAAUUCAGUGGCCUUUGAUAUAACUUGCCCUUGAUGACUUGCCAGAAAUUCUGACAUAAUUUGUUUGUUACAGUUUCACCUUUUAUGGUAAUUUACAGAUUUCAUUGCGGCUUUUA
Messenger RNA from Camellia sinensis, 5783 nucleotides. Lineage: Eukaryota; Viridiplantae; Streptophyta; Magnoliopsida; Ericales; Theaceae. The record is from RefSeq and is a predicted model, not a curated record.